AUGAAGAUUGUUACAGAGAUAUCAGCAUGUUUCAUUGGAAAUGGUGCUCCAACACAACAAUUUAGCUGUCUUGAGGUCAGUGCAUUGUGCACUAAAAAUAAUUGCAAUGUAAAGAAAAAUGAAUUUCAAGAGUUCUACUGCAGUUCUUGCAAACAGAGCUUCUCAUCAAAAUACACUCUUAUAAUUCAUGUGUUCAUUCACAUUGAAGGUGUAGAUGCACCUGAACACAUAUGUAAAUAUUGUGGUGACGUGUUUCUCACCAGUGGUAGCUUGAGGAAGCACUCUGAGGUGGAAUUACGGAAUAGACAAGAGGAAUAUGAACAUAGCAGAGUCUCUAACAGUGGUCCCUGUUUCUGCAAAGAAAUGUGUACUGAUGAGUGCCCACACAAAUUACAUUUUUCUAACAACUCCUUGAGUACAGGUAUUAAUAUAAAUCCACCAAAGUCUGAUGUUUGUGGCAUAUCCCGUACUCACUCAGGUCAAAUAAAAAAAAAUUAUGUAAUACCUUUGAGCAAGAAACCACAUAUAUGUGACAUUUGUGGGAAAUGUUUUACAACAGCUGGUAAUGCCAAGAGGCAUGCAUUAAUACAUACUGGUGUUUGUGGCACAUCCCACGCACGUUCAAGGCCACCUAACAAACUGUUCUUAAUACAUUCAAGGAAGAAACAACACAUAUGUGAUGUUUGUGGGAAAUGUUUUACAACAGGUGGUAAUCUUAAGAGGCACACUAUAGUGCAUACUGGCAAGAGGCCACAUAAAUGUGACAUUUGUGGUAUAUCAUUUACAGACUCUUGUGGUCUCAAAAGACUAUCAUUAAUACAUAUUGACGAAAGGCCACACAAAUGUAAUGACUGUGGAAAAAACUUUAGGUUCUUUGGAGACCUUAAGCAGCACUUCUUAGUACAUAGUGGCGAGCGGCCACAUAAAUGUUCUAUUUGUGGGAAAUUAUUUCAAACUUCUGGUAAUCGCAAUAAGCACAUCUUGAUACACACUGGGGAGCGGCCACACAAAUGCAAUAUUUGUGGGAAAUCCUUUAGGUUGGGUGGUGGUCUUAAGACGCACUUCUUAACACAUUCUGACGAGAGGGCAUACAAAUGUGAUGUUUGUGGGAAAUCCUUUAGAACGUCUGGUACUCUUAUGAAGCAUUCUCUUAUCCAUACUGGUGAAAGGCCUUACAAAUGUGAUGUUUGUGGGAAAUCCUUUAGGUUAAGUGGUGAUCUGAAACAAUCCUUCAGAUUGUCUAGAAAUCUCAGGGGCCAUUUAGUAACACAUGCCGUCAAUAGAGAGAGAACACAUAAAUGUGAUAUUUGUGGGAAAUUCUCUUUAACGGCUCGCAAUCUCAAGGUGCACUCAUUAAUACAUGGAGACAGAAAGAGACCACACACUUGUAAUAUUUGUGGGAAAUCCUUUACUGUUUCCAGUCAUUUGAAGAGCCACUCGUUAAUACAUAGUGGCGAGAGGCCAUAUGAAUGUAAUAUCUGUGGAAAAUCCUCUACAAGGCGUGGUGAUCUUAGGAAGCACACAUUAAUACACAGUGAUCAAAGGCAACUCUAA
Molecule: messenger RNA, 1554 nt
Organism: Schistocerca serialis cubense
Lineage: Eukaryota; Metazoa; Arthropoda; Insecta; Orthoptera; Acrididae
Product: zinc finger protein 93-like
Exons: 1
Coding region: 1-1554 (517 amino acids)
Source: RefSeq, a predicted model, not a curated record